CAGCGGCAUCGAGCGUGGAUUGGUGGGCACGCGGUAUUCCCUCUCGUGUGCUUGGAGAAUGGGCGUGCUCGGGGAAGCUCGGUCAUGCAGCGUGGGCGCAGUGUGUAGAACACGGGUAUAAAAGCUCGAGCAGAGCGGCGGGAGAUGCAGCAGACAGCAGCUCAAGCAACUCAAGCAGCUCACGCGCUCGGCUCACACUCACCGGCAGCAGCAGCAGCAUCAUGGUUCUCAUCUGGACUCAGUUCGGCGUCAAACACAAGAAUGUCAAGUGCAAAGUGCGAGUGAUCCACGGAGAGGAGGGAUUGGCCUCAGAGGAAGUGCGUGAAGAACCCGAGGUGUCUAGUCCCCCGUCCUCACCAGAGUGUGUGGAUUACUACUCUGUGCUCGGCGUGUCAAGUGACUCUAAUGAGGAGGAGAUCAGACGGGCGUACAAGCGUCUGGCGCUCCGUUACCACCCAGACAAGAACCCAGACGCAGACGCCGAGGACAAAUUUAAACAGAUUGCACAAGCCUACGAUGUUCUGACAGACCCAGAGAAACGCAGCAUCUAUGAUCAACAAGGUUUGACCAAAGGGGGUGUGGCUCCAGCUGGAAACAAAAGUGACCCCUCUCACAGCUCCUCGAAAGCUGACGCCCACUCCUGGCACAUGUUCUUCAACUUCGACCUCGACUCCGAUGAUGACCUGUUUAACCCCUUCCUGCGGAACCCCCUGCCCCACCUCAGCCGUAACCAUGGAAACAAGGGUGGGCUCAAGCCAUCGGGCGUGGCCGAAGUUCACGAGCUCCUCGUGUCACUGGAGGACAUUUUGAUGGGCGUGACGAAGCGUGUGAAAGUGACACGCCUCCGGCAGACGGACAAACACGCGUUGAGACCGGAAGAGCGCGUGUUCGACGUGGAGGUGAAGAAGGGAUGGAAGGAGGGCACUAGGAUCACCUUCCCCAAGGAGGGCCAUCAGAUGCUCGGCCACGCCCCAAACGACCUGGCCUUUGUUAUUAAGGAAAAGAAGCACACCCAUUUCAGACGAGACGGCUCGCAUAUUGUGUACACCACCACCAUCACGCUGCGAGAGGCUCUAUGUGGGUGUACGGUUAACAUCCCUACGCUUGACGGACAGAUGAAGCCCCUCCCAUGCAAUGAUGUCAUCAAGCCCGGCUCAAUGAGAAGGCUAAUAGGGGAGGGGCUUCCCCGUGUGAAGAACCCCGCCCAGCGUGGAGACCUGCUGGUCGAAUUUCAAGUCGUUUUCCCUGAUCGCAUUCCCCCGAGCAGCAAAGAAAUCAUCAAACACAGCUUGGGACAGUGUUAACUAAAGAAAACAUGCUCAUUUUGGUGACGGAUUUAACGUCAGCUGUUUGUCUCUGUGAGGCACACACACUCUGCGUUGAUGGUGCUACUCUGAAGUGUUAGCAUACUUCUUUAACCAUGACGACCUUGUACUCACGUACAGAACUGUCAGUGAUUUAGUCUCUAUGAGAGAUCCCUGUGUCAUGUUCCAAUGAAUUAUUUGUAAAAAUUAUAUCGAGAAAAUGUGAAUUUCAGAUAUGACCUGGCAUGUAUGAUGAACGCAUGUUUUGUAAGCAGAAAUAAAGUUUUGUUAAUGAAA
Sinocyclocheilus rhinocerous is the source of this 1601-nucleotide messenger RNA. RefSeq names its product dnaJ homolog subfamily B member 5-like. The coding region runs from base 222 to 1304 and encodes 360 amino acids. Gene Ontology annotation, molecular function: protein-folding chaperone binding. Gene Ontology annotation, cellular component: cytosol. Lineage: Eukaryota; Metazoa; Chordata; Actinopteri; Cypriniformes; Cyprinidae. The record is from RefSeq and is a predicted model, not a curated record. The transcript is spliced from 4 exons.